GCAGCUUGGAGACCACAUUUUCUGUGCUCUCUUCUGAACAGACGGUCUCUACCUGCAGUGCUCAACACAGACAUGAGGCUGUGUCCCUUGGAGGGGACUUCAUUUGCUUGGCUUGUUCUCACUCUUCUAAGCAACGCUGCGCUAGCCGUGGAAAGGCACUAUUACAUCGCCGCUGUCAACAUUGACUGGGAUUAUUCUGGACAGCAAAGGUCUGGUGUCAUCUACAAGAAAGCGGUAUACAGAGAAUAUGAGGAUGCCAACUUUAAAAAGGCCAAGCCCCACCCUCCGUGGCUAGGUCUGCUUGGGCCAACAUUACGUGGACAGGAAGGCGAUGUGAUCGUGGUGACGUUCCGGAACAUGGUGGAUCAGCCUUGCAACAUCCACACACAUGGUGUCGCUUAUGGCAAACAGUCAGAGGGAGCGUUCUACUUCGACAACACUUCACAAAAAGAGAAGGAGGACGACAUUAUCAAUUCAGGUGGAUCCCACACGUAUCACUGGGAGGUGACGUCGGCGGUGGCACCGGCGGCUGAUGACCCCCCCUGCCUCACAUACACAUACUUUUCCCAUGUCGACAUGGUCAAGGACUACAACUCAGGCUUAAUCGGCACACUGCUGAUCUGCAAACCGGGCAGUCUAGAUGAUUUUGGAAAGCAGAAACACUUCCACCAGGAGAGUGUUCUCCUCUUCGGCGUUUUUGAUGAGAGCUUCAGCUGGUACAGCAAAGGAGGCCCCCCCUCUGGCGAACGCAUGAAAUACACCAUCAACGGCUAUACAAAUGGCACUGUUCCAGGUUUGAACGUCUGUGCCUAUAGUUCCGUCAGCUGGCAUUUCCUGAGCAUGAGUUCCACGCCAGAGCUCUUUUCUAUUCACUUCAAUGGGCAGGUGUUAACACAGGAUGGGCACAGAGUCUCCUCAGUGGGCAUCAUAAGUGGCACCACCACCAGUGCCAGCAUGACGGCCGUUCACACCGGUCGCUGGCUGGUCUCGUCUCACAUUAGCAAACACUUGGAGGCGGGGAUGCAUGGUUUUCUGAUGGUGGAAACAUGUGAGGGCUUCAGCAAGCCUCAGCGCAAGCUCACGAUCCAACAGAGGCGAGAGAGUCAGAUGUGGACCUACUACAUCGCCGCCGAGGAAGUGAUCUGGGACUACACUCCGAACAUGCCUGACUACAUUGAUGCGGAUUUCAGAUCCAAGUACUUGAAGCAGGGCCCCGACCGUAUUGGUAAAAAGUACAAGAAGGCAGUCUUCACACAGUAUACGGACCAGACCUUCACGAAGCGGGCGGAGAACAAACAGAGGAAGAUGGAGCUAGGCAUCCUCGGCCCUGUCAUUAGGGCACAAAUCAGAGAUCAGAUAAGGAUUGUGUUCAACAACAAAGCCACCCAGCCAUACAGCAUCUACCCUCACGGGCUGACCAUAGACAAAGCAGGAGAGGGAGCAAACUAUCCACAGGGUGGAAACCAGACCCACGCGGUGCAGCCGGGAGAGACGCACACGUACGUGUGGAAUGUGAUUGAGGAGGACGAGCCGUUGCCCAGCGACCCGCGCUGCCUGACCAGGAUGUACCACAGCGCAGUUAACACCCCGCGGGACAUCGCCUCUGGCCUCGUGGGCCCGCUGCUCAUCUGCAAGAGCCACUCUCUGAACAAGAGGAACGUGCAGUUGAAGGCAGACAAGGAGCAGCAUGCCAUGUUUGCAAUUUUUGACGAGAACAAAAGUUGGUACUUGGAUGAAAAUAUUCAGGAAUAUUGCGGUGACCCACCAAGAGUCAGAAAAGAUGCCCCAGACUUCUACGCAUCGAAUGUUAUGCACACAAUCAACGGCUAUAUGUAUGAGAGUGGCCAAGUCCUGGGCUUCUGCUUCAGAGAAAUUGUCACCUGGCACGUCUCCAGUAUUGGGGAACAGAACCGCAUCCAGACUGUCACUUUCUAUGGACACACGUUUGAACUGAACAACAGGGAGGAGGACUUUCUCACACUGUUUCCCAUGACAGGGGAGACCAUCAGUAUGGACAUGGACAGUAAAGGAGAUUGGCUUUUGUCAUCUCUGAACUCUCACGACACAACCAAGGGCAUGAGAGUGAAAUUUAAAGACGUGGAGUGCUUCCGGGAUUAUGUUUACGAAUACGAGGACGAGGACAAAGAAGUAUACACUGUGUGGAAACAGGAAGAAUACAAGAGUGCUCCAAAAGAAGAGAAUGAUGUUACAGAGGAAGUGGUGAACCCGGUAACUGAUAUACAAACAGACUACUGGGCUGGCUUGCUCGACAUUAGAUCACAUAAGGAGUCGGGCAACGUGUCCACCACUGGCAUGGAGCUGGUGGACCUCAGCCAGUUUGAUUAUGUGGACGACUUACCAGGUAAAACCUCAAAGAAAGUGAGGAACGGUUCUGAUACUGAGCCGAUUACCCCUUCCCAGGCUGUGAUGGAUGUCCAAGGACCAGUACAAGGUGAUCCAGUUUCUUCAGUCCACACCUCAGUGAAUGCAACGAGUAACUACACUUCCAGUAAUGACACCUCUGAUUCGUCAGAUACACAAACCAACAUCACCGCUGGAUCUGAAUACAAUGAAUCAUUAUCAUUUGUGGACCCUAAUAUGUUGCUGUCUAAUUCAUCAGAAGUUCUUGAUUACACAGAGAAUGGCACACGGCCUUCUGAAAACGUUACUGCUGAAGGGAGUGUAGAUAGCAACAAAACAAACCAUUCCAACACAAAUAUGUUACUGUCAAACUCAUCAGAAGUUCUAGAUUACACAGAAAAUGGCAGACGGCCUUCUCAAAACGUUACUGCUGAAAGAAGUGUACACAGCAACAAAACAGACCAUUCCAACACAAAUAUGUUACUGUCAAACUCAUCAGAAGUUCUUGAUUACACAGAGAAUGGCACACAGCCUUCUGAAAACGUUACUGCUGAAAGAAGUGUACACAGCAACAAAACAGACCAUUCCAACACAAAUAUGUUGCUGUCAAACUCAUCAGAAGUUCUAGAUUACACAGAAAAUGGCAGACGGCCUUCUCAAAACGUUACUGCUGAAAGAAGUGUACACAGCAACAAAACAGACCAUUCCAACACAAAUAUGUUACUGUCAAACUCAUCAGAAGUUCUUGAUUACACAGAGAAUGGCACACAGCCUUCUGAAAACGUUACCGCUGAAGGAAGUGUAGACAGCAACUAUGUCUUUACUUACUCUGAAUCCUCCCUUGAGUCACUUACAAAGAGUUUGAAUGAGACUGACACAGAGUUUGUGCUCCUGGAUGGAGAAGCUCCAACGAAGAUCAGCAGAGGAGAGUUGGAGGAGGAGAUAGUAGACCCACACAUGCAGGGGUCUUUGUCUCUCUACAAUGUCACCCUGACUGAGCCUGGGGACCAUGACACGACUUUGGCAGAGGGCAUAGCAGAUGGCACACUGAGCCCUGAAGACACACUCAUGCUCAACGCCACUGAUGACACUGAGAACGGAACAGCGUCCAUGACUGUUAUUGAGGAGGGGGACAAUGAAACUUCUCUGAAAGUUGGAGUCAACAUGACACACUCUUCAGACAAUCAAAUCAAUGGGCUCCCGCAACUUAAUACGUCAUCCUCUGAGAACCGUCAGCACAUUUCCUCUAGUAAUUCAGAGAGCAGUGAUUCGAUCUCGUCUGAACGUUAUGGCAACGACACACAGGAGAGUGAUGAGUUGAACAGCAGCGAGGAGGUCGUCAUCUACCUGGGACACAACAAGAACGAGGGGAUGAGGACCAACUCGCUCGGGCCCCUGAAGGAACACUGGGGCUACGAGGGCAAACACACGCCCACGCACAUGGAGAUCCCCGAGGACAUAACCAAGUACAUUCCGAACGAGACCAAGCCGAAGAAGGAGCCGAAGAAGAAAGUGGUGCACAGAAGAGUUCGGCCGUUUAAAGGGCAUGCCAUGAGAACCAGGAAAAAGACAGAGUAUAAGCCCCAGCCCAAGUCCAGUUUGAGCUCAAGAGGGUUUCAGCCGAGGGGAGCCAGGCCAGUUUCAAACGAGGAGGACAUUGUGAACAAUGCCAUAGUCAUCGGCCUGCCCCGACCAGAAUUCAACGACUAUGACUUAUACGCACCGCUAGAUGACCCCCAGGACAAGGAUACCUUGAGUAAGGAGGAAUAUGAGUACAUUGAAUACAAGGACCCAUACAGCCAACCAGUGCUUGAGGAAGGUAUGACACUGGAUGAGACAACACAAUAUUUUCUGAAGCAUGUGGAAAAGGGCACCAACGUGAGACAGUAUUUCCUGAGUGCAGAGGAAGUCGAGUGGGAAUAUGGCGGAUACGGACAAAGGCGAUCUGACAUGAAAUCUGAUGGGAGGCCCACCUCAUUCACUAAGGUGGUAUAUCGGGGGUAUCUGGACCCCAGAUUUAAAACGCCCGACAUUAGAGGAGAGGUUGACGAACAUCUGGGAAUACUUGGCCCUGUCAUCAGGGCCGAGGUGGGGGACACAAUCAUGGUUGUCUUCAGAAACCUGGGAAGCAGGCCCUACUCCAUUCAUGCCAAAGGGGUCAAAUACAGCAAGCAAAUGGAGGGACUGAGCUACGUGGACGGAACACCAUACUGGUACCAAACUGACAACGCAGUACAAACCAACCAGACUUACACUUACAUGUGGAAAGUGAGCCACAAAGUGGGACCAAAGGAUGGUGAACCUGACUGUCGGACCUGGGCAUACUACUCUGGAGUGAAUCCUGAGAGAGACAUACAUUCAGGGCUUAUCGGCCCUCUCUUGAUCUGUCGGAGUGGCACCCUCGGUAAAAAGCCUCUGGACACCAGAGAGUUUGUGCUUCUUUUCAUGACAUUUGAUGAAAACAAGAGCUGGUAUUAUGAGAAAAACUAUGAGAUGAUUCAAAGGAGGAACAAGAGAACUGUCAUGGAUCCUUUGUUCAAAGAGAACAUUAAAUUUCCAGCCAUCAAUGGCAUAAUCUACGCCCUCAAAGGCCUGAGAAUGUACACCAAUCAACUCGCCAACUGGCACCUCCUCAAUAUGGGAGAAGCAAACGAUGUGCACAGCAUCCAUUUCCAUGGGCAGACGUUCCUGAACCACAAAGGCAAACUCCAUCGGCAAGGCGUAUUCCCUCUUCUGCCUGGAGGAUUUGCCACCCUACAGAUGUGGCCGUCCAAGCCAGGCCUUUGGCUUCUGGAGUCUGAGGUUGGACUCUCUCAACAACGAGGAAUGCAAACAUUGUUCCUUGUGAUAGACAAUGAUUGUGGCCAUCCACUGGGUCUUGUGUCAGGCGGCGUUCAGGACCGACAGAUCACAGCCUCCCACACCAGAGGUUAUUGGGAACCCCAUUUGGCACGGCUGCACAAUUCAGGGAAGUACAAUGCUUGGAGCACGGACGAUACGGGUUCUUGGAUCCAGGUGGAUUUCCAGAGGCCAGUUGUCAUCAGCAAAGUUGCCACACAGGGAGCCAAAGAGAUGUUUUCUUCUAACUACCUGGUGAAUUAUGCCAUAUCUUACAGCACAGACCGCAGGAAGUGGGUUUUCUACAAGGGAGACAGUGACACCGUCAGGAAGACUUUCAAAGGUAACGAGGGAGCCCAUGAGGAGAAGGAAAACAUAUUCUACCCACCAAUGAUUGGACGAUUUGUACGUCUUCAUCCUUUGCAGUCCUAUAACAAAGCAACUGUGCGCAUGGAGUACUAUGGCUGUGAGCUGGAUGGUUGUUCUGUACCACUGGGAAUGAAGAGUGGAGAUAUCCGAGACCAGCAGAUAACCGCCAGCUCUACGGCGAGUAACUGGUAUGCCGGGACCUGGGAGGCCUGGCUUGCCCGUGUGGACAGACAAGGGACUGUCAACGCCUGGCAAGCAAAGCACAAUAACAGGAACCAGUGGCUGCAGAUCGAGUUGAGCGAUGUGAAGAAGAUCACAGGGAUCAUUACCCAGGGGGCCAAGUCAAUGGGCACGAAGAUGUUUGUCUCCGCCUUCACUCUGCAGUACAGCAAUGACGGAAUCAGGUGGACCAAGUACACCGAUGACCCGGAUUAUGAAGUAAAGGAAUUUGAAGGGAACACGGACAACAACGACCACAAGAGAAAUUACAUAUACCCUCCCAUAUUCACCAAAUUCAUCCGAAUCGUUCCCAGCAAUUGGCACAAAUCCAUUACCAUGAGAGUUGAGCUUCUUGGGUGUGAUUUUGAGUAAGAUUAAAAGGGAAAUAAUGAGAGCAGGGAAACUAAACAUGGAUGCGUCAUUCCUGCCUAUAAUUUCUCUCCUUUUUUUGUUUACUUCUGUACCUUUGUCAUUCUGCAUUAUUGUGUAUAUUUGUAAGUACUGAAUAAAAUAAAUAGUUUUGGGAAUAAAA
Clupea harengus (Atlantic herring) is the source of this 6319-nucleotide messenger RNA. RefSeq names its product coagulation factor V (gene f5). Gene Ontology annotation, cellular component: plasma membrane. Gene Ontology annotation, molecular function: copper ion binding; oxidoreductase activity; signaling receptor activity. The record is from RefSeq and is a predicted model, not a curated record. Lineage: Eukaryota; Metazoa; Chordata; Actinopteri; Clupeiformes; Clupeidae.